Tetranychus urticae (two-spotted spider mite) is the source of this 985-nucleotide messenger RNA. RefSeq lists its product as uncharacterized. Lineage: Eukaryota; Metazoa; Arthropoda; Arachnida; Trombidiformes; Tetranychidae. The record is from RefSeq and is a predicted model, not a curated record.
UAAUCUGACCGUCCAUCAGUUUAGACGAUGAUAAACUUUAAAACAGAUUCAUUUAAGUUACUAACAGUGAUCGGUUCAAGUUAACUCAACAUCUUUUCCUCAAGUCCACCAGUCAACUCCUUAAACCAAUUUGAUUAAUAUUAUUUAAUUGUAACCAUGUUUUCCACAAAAUUUUUAAUUUGUUUAACUCUCGGAAUUGUUUUGUUAAUUGUAAACCCUUGUGAGGCUCAAAGAAAGCGAACCAAACCUUUACCAGAAUGUCACUGGGAAGGAAUGGAUGAAUGCAUCAAACCGCUCUUCUACUUCAGCCAUCGACCCAAUACAACUGGACUUGCCUUGAAUCGCCGAGAACAUGCUUUGCUUUGCAGGUCAAUCAAAAAUGUAACUGAUUGUGUCCAAGAUUUCUUUACCCGGUGUGGAACUGCCUUGUCGCAGGAAAUGUUUGUUUUGGUCAAUGAAGUUUAUGUCAACAAUGUGAAACCAUUUUGUCGCAAUGGAGACACCAAAAACAAUUACUUGGAACAUGCAAGAUGUGUAAAUAAUGUUCAAUUGACUCAACAAUUUAGACGUAAAUGUGUAAGCAGAUUCCAGGCCACAUUGGAAAGCAUGGAGGAACAAGUUGAUUACUCUAAUAGAAUCGGAUUAGCUUGUUGUGGAUAUCGAGCUUGGCUUGAUUGCUCUACAGAGUCUAUAAAAGAGGAAUGCCAACCUGGAGAUAAUGCGGCUCAAGCCUUUAUUGAUUAUUUCAAUGCCUUCACUGGAGGUGUCCCUCGCUAUGUGUGCCAACCAAAGAAAUAUGAUCCUGAGUCAAAGUUUUGUCGCAAGGUUUUACCCACCGUUCGUCGAAGACCAAAAGGACGUAACAGUGACAAUGUUUUCUCCAAAUAUUUUUCACUCUUCUAUCCAAACAUUGGCUUUUAAAUAAACUGAUCUAAUUUUUAUGUUUUAAUAUUAUAUAAUUGGAAUAAAAUCUUUUGCCAUUGCA